Molecule: messenger RNA, 486 nt
Organism: Pyricularia pennisetigena
Lineage: Eukaryota; Fungi; Ascomycota; Sordariomycetes; Magnaporthales; Pyriculariaceae
Exons: 2
Coding region: 1-486 (161 amino acids)
Biological process (GO): phosphorylation; phosphorelay signal transduction system
Cellular component (GO): nucleus; cytoplasm
Molecular function (GO): protein histidine kinase binding; histidine phosphotransfer kinase activity
Source: RefSeq, a predicted model, not a curated record
AUGGUCAUGGAGACGAGGGCCAGAUUUCUGACAAAACAUUGCCUAGAGCAGUCCGAUCCCGAAGAAAACACCGACAAGAUGCCCGACUUUGGAGCCCAUGUCGACAGCACGACAUUCGAACAGAUCCUGGAGAUGGACGAAGAUGAGGCCGAAAGGGAUUUCAGCAAACCUUUAGUCAUGGGAUUCUUUGAACAGGCAGAGGAGACUUUUGAAAAAAUGGACCAGGAACUGGAAAACCAUAACUUGAAAGAACUUUCUAGCCUUGGCCACUUCCUCAAGGGUUCAUCCGCUACACUGGGCUUUACAAAGGUCAAGGAUAGCUGCCAAGUGAUUCAGCAGUAUGGAAACAAACUCAAACUAGACGGAACUGAGGAGCCAAGUGAGGAUGUGUGCUAUGAGAAGAUCAAAAAAGCACUUGCGGACGCCAAGAAGGAUAUGGAAAGUUUGAAGAAACUUCUCAAUGAGUUUUUCGUGAUCGACCCCUAG